Lutra lutra (Eurasian river otter) is the source of this 794-nucleotide messenger RNA. RefSeq names its product SS18 like 2 (gene SS18L2). The coding region runs from base 122 to 355 and encodes 77 amino acids. Gene Ontology annotation, molecular function: transcription coactivator activity. The record is from RefSeq and is a predicted model, not a curated record. Gene Ontology annotation, biological process: positive regulation of transcription by RNA polymerase II. The transcript has 3 exons. Gene Ontology annotation, cellular component: nucleus. Lineage: Eukaryota; Metazoa; Chordata; Mammalia; Carnivora; Mustelidae.
ACGUGGGCCCCACCUAUCGUAGGUCCCUGCUGCGGCCGUAGUGCGUUUAGCUGGUUGGGUCCCAUCUGGAUGCGCUGGGGUCCGCAGGGCCUGAGGCCCAGGUCCAACCUGGCUUCCCGGGAUGUCGGUGGCCUUCGUACCGGACUGGCUGAAAGGCAAGGCGGAAGUCAAUCAGGAGACGAUCCAGCGGCUCUUGGAGGAGAAUGACCAGCUCAUCCGCUGUAUAGUGGAGUAUCAAAACAAAGGCCGGGCGAAUGAGUGCGUCCAGUACCAGCAUGUGUUACACAGAAAUCUCAUUUAUUUGGCUACCAUUGCAGAUGCCAACCCGACCAGUGCUUCAAAAGCAAUGGAAUAAUCUUUCAGUUGGCUGUCCUGAGAACUUUACUGAGUAUAAUCCAUGUUCUACGAAGUAAAGACAGGAUCUUUACCAACUGAACUGCUUAAAACUUGAAUGAACCCUCCGUGGCUCUUUUAAAAAUGUGAAAAUGUGAAGAAAGCUAUUAAAUGAACUGUAUUUCAGUGUAAAUAUUUUAAUAAUUAAGCUCCAGACGUCCUCUUUCCUGAAAUAAGUGUAUUUGGAUAACAGAGAUGUCAUGGGCAUCUUCAAUUCUACUUUUCAGUCUCAGCCUGAAGAGGAAAAUGAUCAGGUGAUGGGGAAUCAAGAGGAACUGGUGAGACUCCUGACUGACGCCCUGCCUAAUGGAUGUGUAAUUGUGUGCUCCCUCCUCCAGUUUGUAGUUGUGGACCUGGCCAUUUUCGGGUUGCUUUGAAAUAAAGCCUGUCUUUCCACGAAA